Arachis stenosperma is the source of this 5152-nucleotide messenger RNA. Its product is annotated as putative disease resistance RPP13-like protein 1. The transcript is spliced from 2 exons. The coding region runs from base 128 to 3916 and encodes 1262 amino acids. Gene Ontology annotation, biological process: defense response to other organism. Lineage: Eukaryota; Viridiplantae; Streptophyta; Magnoliopsida; Fabales; Fabaceae. Gene Ontology annotation, molecular function: ADP binding; protein binding. The record is from RefSeq and is a predicted model, not a curated record.
AUUGACUCCUCCUUGGCAUACACUACUUGAUUGAGAAAAACUUAGUAGUUCACUAGACUGCAAACCAUUGUUCUCUUACCUUUCUCUGAAAAUCCAUUCACUUUGCUGUUGUUGAGAUCAUAUCAUCAUGGCUGGUGCACUUGUUGGUGGAGCUUUUCUCUCUGGAUUCAUUAACAUUGUCAUUAACAAGUCCCUUAGAGAGGAUGUGGUCAACCGCGUCUUGGGCAAGAAACUUGGUCCUGGCUUGGUUGAGAGGCUGAAAAUUUCUCUGCUCGCUGCUGAAGCUGUGCUUGAUGAUGCUGAGUACAAGCAACUGGGUGACGAACGCGUACGGGAUUGGCUCAACUGUCUGAGAGAUGCUGUUUAUGACGCUGAUGACUUUCUGUACGCUGUACUCACCAAAGCCGCCACUCAAAAGAAGGUACGUUCUUUGUUGCCUAGUUUCUUCCUCAACCGACAUAGGAAGAUGGUAGAUAACAUGGAAGGGGUGGUUUCAAGAAUAGAAUUUCUUGUAAGUCAAAAAGAUAUCCUUGGUCUUCAAAAGACUACCAAGGAUAAUAACUUGUCAUCAUCAUCAUCGUCAUCAUGGCGAGAAACCACAUGUCUGAUGGAAGGGAACAUAUAUGGCAGGGAGGAUGAUCAACAAGCUCUAAUCGAAACAAUAAAUGACAAGAGUGAAUCUCAGUUAUCUGUGAUUCCUAUUGUUGGCAUGGGUGGGGUUGGUAAAACAACCUUAGCCAAAUGGGUGUACAGUGUCGUGGAAGGAUUUGAUCUCACAGCAUGGGUCUGCAUCUCUGAAACAUUUCAUGUUGCUGACAUUACAAAGAAAACCAUUGAGGAAAUUACAAAAACUACUUGUAGCCUUGGGAGUUUAAAUUUGCUUCAAAAUGAAUUGCAGAAAAUCUUGUCGGGAAAGAAGUUCUUUAUUGUUCUAGACGAUGUCUGGAGCGAUGACGCUGAUAAGUGGAAGCAAUUUAUAACUCCUUUUCACUGUGGGGCUAAGGGUAGUACAAUUCUUCUAACAACUCGCAAUCAAGAGGUUGCUUCAGUAGUUCAAACAUGUCCCUCUUGCACUCUUAAUGAGUUGUCCCAAGAGUCUUGUUGGUUAUUGUUUGCAGCCAAUGCAUGUUUUCCGGAGUCAAACGGGAACCCAACACUAGUUGAUGUCGGUAGACAAAUUGUCAACAAGUGUAAGGGUUUGCCAUUAGCUGUAGAAACACUUGGCCGCAUGUUGCGAGGAAAGGAUGAUGCUGAAGAAUGGAAUGCUGUUUUAAGGAGUGCCAUCUGGGACUUUCCUAUGAAAAAUAGUAAAAUUAUUCCAGCAUUGUUAAUAAGCUACUUCCAGCUACCUCCUUACUUGAAGCGUUGUUUCGUUUAUUGUUCCUUGUUUCCCAAAGAUCAUUACUUUGAGAAAAAUGAACUAGUUUUGCUGUGGAUGGCUGAAGAUCUUUUAAGGCUACCAAAGAGAGGAGAGAGUUUAGAAGAGGUUGGUUCUCAGUGUUUUGAAGAAUUAGCUUCAAGGUUAUUUUUUAAACCAGCUGAGUAUCGUCGUGACAGGUACGUGAUGCAUGAUCUCUUGCAUGACUUGACAAUAUUCCUUGCUGGAGACUUCUAUUCUAGAAUACAAGAGCUUGGUGAACAAGAAAAGAAGGUUCUCACUCGUCAUUUGUCACAUUUCUCACAUCGAAGCUUAUGUCCUCCAAUCACAAAAGUCUCUAACUCCAUUGCGAAAUUGGAAUCUUUGAGGACAUCGUUGUAUAUCAAUGAUUUCUUUAGCAUGGAAAGCGGAGAAUCAAAGUUUAAAUACUUGAGAGUUUUAUCCUUUUAUAAACUUGAUGUAUUACCUGAUUCAAUAGGUGAAUUGAUUCAUCUACGCUAUUUGAAUCUCUCUAGGUGUAAGAUUAAUAGUUUGCCGGAAUCGUUGUGCAGCUUGUAUAAUCUACAAACAUUAAUAUUGCAUGGAUGUAGUAAGCUGACCAUGUUGCCCAGUGGCAUGCAUAAUCUUGUGAAUUUACGGAAUCUGGAUCUUAGGAAUACUUCUUUGGAAGAAAUGCCUGGAGGAAUAAGCAAAUUGGAGCACUUGCAUACCUUAAGUUCCUUUGUGGUGGGCAAUAAUGAAGAUAAUGGAAUCCAGGAAUUAGGAGGGCUCUCAAAUCUUCAUGGGUUGUUGGAGAUUAAGAAGUUGGAGAAUGUUGUUGAUGUCAGACAAGCAACGAGUGCAAGGAUAAGAGAUAAGAAGCACAUUGAUAGGUUGCGGUUGAAGUGGUCUUCAGGUGGUGAUAUGGUUUCAAAUAUGCAAACUGAGAGAGAGAUACUCCACAGCUUGGAACCGCACAAUGGCUUGAAAGAGUUGACAAUAAGGCGAUACACGGGUACAAUAUUUCCAGAUUGGUUGGGGCACUGUUCUUACAACAAUAUGACACGUGUAUCUCUAAUGUCUUGCAAGAAUUGCUGCAUGCUGCCUUCACUUGGACAGUUGCCAUCUCUUAAGGACCUGUACAUUCAAGAUUUCGGUCAGCUCAGCAGCAUUGGAAUUGAGUUUUACAAGAAUAAAGACAAUCCUUCUUUGCAUAUUGCUCCUCCUUUUCCCUUGUUGGAGAGUCUGGAAUUUUGUGAUAUGGCAUGUUGGGAGGAGUGGCACUUACCUGAUUCAAAAGUUUUUCCUCAGCUUAAGAGUCUUCAAAUAAGAGAUUGUCCAAUGUUAAAGGGAGAUAUGCUCAGUCAUGUAUUAGUGAGAAUUGUUUCUUCCUCAAUGAAUGUUUCAGAAGUUCGCAAACUGGAAAUAAGACAAGAUGACAAAGGAGGGUUUCUAGAGAUGGUACUUUCUGGGGAUACUUUAUCAUUUAGCGGUUGUGAAUCUAUGGUGGAGUCUGCAAUUAAAGCAAUGAUGAGCAUCAACCAUCUAAGUUGCCUCCAAGAAAUAGAAAUCUCAGAGUGUUCAUCACUGACCUCGUUGCCGUUGGAUGCCUUUCCCAAUCUCGAAGAUCUCGAGAUAAAAGGAUGUUCAAAUCUGGAAUCAGUUUCAAUGUCAGAGGCACCACACGCUGCUCUUCAACGUCUAUCCAUUACUUUCUGCAACAAAUUAGUGUCAUUAGCAGGAGAAGGACUGGCUGCACCCAACUUGACUCAUCUUCAAGUCAGAUGGUGCGACAAGUUGGAGGCAUUACCACGUGACAUGAAGAGUCUACUCCCAAGUCUACAGUCUCUCCAGAUAUUUGGUUGCUCAGACAUGUUCAGGUUGGCAGAGGGUAAUUUGCCGCCUAACUUGAAAGAACUUGAAGUGGGAAUUUGCGAGCAACAAAUGAGGGAUCUAUCAUGGAUGGCCAACUUCCACGCCCUCACUCAUCUUGAAAUUUAUGGAAAAUACUGCCACAACAUAAAGUCAUAUCCAGAGGUGGAUUCCCUGCCUCAUCUUCCCUCCCUUACCACUCUCACGAUACGCGGCUUUCCUAAUCUGGAGACAUUGGAGUGCAACGAGCUUCUCCGCCUCACCUCCCUUCAACAAUUGCGCAUUUCAGACUGUUGGAACCUGGAGAAUAUGGAAGGAGAAAAGCUGCCUCCCUCUCUCUUGCGACUCAAAAUUGAACAGUGUCAUUUGCUGGGAGAACACUGCAAGAACAAGCAUCAACUAAUCUGGCCCAAAAUUUCCCACAUCCCAACCAUUCAAGUCACUCGCGAAAGAGAUUUCAUGAAAAGAUUGCUUCUUAGGAGGUUUGCUUGGGCUGAAAAAUUAAAUAACAUGUUGCAAGCCCAAUGGAAUAAUGUUAUCUCAGCUUUGUUGAAUAUUUCCCACACUAUGAGGCUGAAUUAUUUUUCUGGGCCAACAUUACUUAUUAUUGAUAUAAGCCCAAAUUUGUUUUAUGCAUGCUCCAAAUCUUAUCAGGAAAGCAAAUGCUUAUAUUUGGGCCAAGAAUAACCCUUACUACAACCAAGCCCAAAAUUAUUAAUGUUUCCAUGCAUCAACCGAAUCCAUGAAGCAAAUAAAGUAACUAAAUGCUUCCAACGGAUUCCACUUCAUUAUAUUGAAGGAUUUCAAACUCAAUUAAUGCAUUGGAAACAUAAGAAAGAGAGAGAAAGAUUGAUUUGAUGGCAGCCAUAAUGAUACACGCCACUCUAAGCUAGGGAAGUGGAACUUUUAAUUUCAUUUCAUCAUUGUCCAUUAGUUUGAGUUCAAAUUUCUCUCUCUUCUCUCUCUCACAUUUGCUUCUCUCUUCGGUUAAUACUCAGGAAACCAUGGAGGCUACAUGGUGCUACCGAAAGGAAAGAAAAGCAAGGUUGAAGACCAUCAAGUUGAUGGCACGAAAAAGAAAAGGAAAAGUAUGCUGUGGCUAAGAUUUGCAUCACUUAUGGUAAGAUUUUGUGAUGAGAUCCUGGCUUCUUCAUACCCAAAAAAGGAAGAUGAAGAUUCGGCCAGCAGGAAGAUCCUUGGAGGCAUGGCUUGUCUUUGAUUCUGCUCAACCACCACAGGGAGUAGCUAGAGUGGCGAAGUGAUGGUUGAAGGCAGAAGUUGAAGCAGAUGAAGUCAUCAUCAUCAUGAAGCAUCAAGGGCCAGAAAUCCAUCUUGGAGAGGAAGCCAAGGAUGGAGCGCUCGGAUUGAUGAAGAGUGGUGACCAAGAAAGGACUAGAGGUAUUUGCAUGUUGGUUUUUGCAUGAGUUACCUCUUCUCUCUGUAUGGCCGAACCGGUUUUUUGUUGAAGGAAAAGAAGCUGAGCUCGGGUUUGUGUGUCAAAUCGUGAAGGCUUCACUUCUCUAUAAAAGAGGUGAACAGUCAUGGUUUGAUCCAAGGAAAAGAAGUAAGGAGAAAAUUUGAGAGUGCAAGGCACAGAGUUCUCAGAGCUACCUAAGCUAGCAGUUCUUCUUCUCCUUCAAUGUUUUCUGUUUAAUAUUUUUCUGUUUAAUUUUGUCAUGUCUUGAGUCUCAUGGAAAAAGGCAAACAGUGAGGUUUGUAGAAAAAGCCAUAGAGCGGAAAAAGGCAGAGAGUGCAAAAUUAAAAGAAAAAAGUCAUAGAUGUCUUAGAGUUCCUUUGUACAUCUGUGUUGUGUUUCAUGAUUCUGUGGGAAUCCCCUUGUAAGUUGGGUUAGCACUUUACAAGUUGUAAUCUGGAUGAUUAUAGUGAAAUUCCAUCAUUGUUGUGGUGGAGACUGGAUGUAGG